This is a messenger RNA of Nothobranchius furzeri (turquoise killifish), 4014 nucleotides long. NCBI's taxonomy places the organism in Eukaryota, Metazoa, Chordata, Actinopteri, Cyprinodontiformes, Nothobranchiidae. The record is from RefSeq and is a predicted model, not a curated record.
CACUUGGUGCAGCCCGGUCCUGCAGCUCUCGCUUCUGUCCUGCACAUGAUGCAGCUGUUAUAGCUGACAGAAGAGCGCCCACUGCUGCUGGAGUACCCGGAGAGAACCCACGCAUGCACAGGGAGAACAUGCUAACUCUACGCAGAAAGAUCCCAGGCCGGGAAGCGAACCCAGGACCUUCUUGCUGCAAGGCAACAGCUCUAACCACUGCGCCACUGCUCAGCCCAUCAUCACAUCUUAUUGGUCAUAAUUCAUUUGCAGUCGUCGCGCUAUAAAGUGUGAUGCUACAACAGCAAAAUAGUCAAAUAAAAAACAAGAAAACCAAACAAAGUGCUUUAUUUAUCCGGUGUUCAUGUUGAAUUUGGUUUUUAACUUGUUAGCUUCAUCUCUUUAGGUUUUACCUGCAGUGUUUCCUCUGUGGGUACUUACUUAGUUAUUGACAAUGUUAUGAAAUCUAAAAAGCAUUGUGCCCAGGGGCCCCUGCAACGCUGAUCCGGCCCUGCUAUCUACCUGAAAACUUCCUACUGGCCACACUGAGCUUCAGGCAGGAUUAGCUUAUAACCCCCUCAUUAUGCCAGAGUUUAAGAUGAUUUUAAAAAGCCUUUUUAGAAGCUUUUUACCACUUCUACUCAAUAUAAGGGGCUGUUAUGUAUUGUAAACAAAAUGCACAUAAUAAGUGUUUCUAAUAGUAUUUUUUAGAUAGCAAUUUAUAUGAAAUCAAAAUAAAAUUUAAGCUGCAAUUUGCUCUUUAAGUUAUUGAAACACCACAUAAAUGUUUUAGGUCAGAGUAUUUCCCUUUCUAGCGUGCUUGUGGACUGUUGGAGGCCGACAUUGGUCGUGAGACGGCUUAAAAAGCUGCCAAGAGCCGGUCCCACUGGACGGCCACAGACUUACAAAUUACUUUUACGUGAUUGUGUUUACGACGAGGAAUUUGGCUAAGAUGGCCGAAAAUGGUCUGGGCUUAAAGGCAACGAUGGCUCAGGGGUUAGAUGUUCACCCUCUGACCCGUGAGAUCCAGUCAUGAAUCCAGGUGCUCCCCCCGGUAACAAACUGCUGCAAACAUGUUUUUGUUUCUGCUACAGUCAGCUAAUCAGUUCCUCUCCAGCUUCCAGAAACCACCCAGCCAACAUGAAGAAACGUUCCCCAAACGCAAAAGCACCCCUGCCUCCUGGAUCUCCAGCAGUGCCGGACACUCCCGUAGGACCACGACCUGCUGCAGACACCAGAACUCAAGGAACACCAGAUUCUAAAUCGGCAGUGAGACCUGCGACUGGUGCAGAAGCAGGGAAGCCACGCCCAUCAGAGCUUGGUAGCCAGUCACAGCCCAGCAGAACGGUGAACGGUGAAGCUCCCACUGAGCAGCAGCAGCCAUCAGCACACCAGGCUGACCUGACGCCGACACGGAAUGUGGGGCUCAGGUCACGGGGUCAAAGGUCAGAGUACAGUAGACAGUUUGGGUGGAAAAAACCUGCACCUGCUGCUUCGCCACUACUGACUGCUGAACAGGCGCUGUUCUCCAACAACAGAUCAGUCCCUCAAUUUAAGAUACACCCAGUCUCCGUGGAAACAGAAUAUAAGGAGAGUUUCAGGGGACUGGCCCAGCCCACCGGACCACACCCUUGGAAACACGUGGAACAUCAGAGACUCCCACCAUUCCACAAAGAGCUGGCCCACAGCGGGAAGGAGGCGGAGCACACCAAAGACAAACCUCCUCAGGUGUAUAAAAGAUGCAGGACGUUGACAGAAUAUCAGUCCAGCUUUCGUUCUGAUUUCUACAGGAACCCAGAAGGAGGCGGAGCCACUGAUGAUUUCACUCAGCAGGUGAGGGAGCUGAGGCAGCAAGCCCAAUUGUACCGCCGCAGAGCCUGGGGAACUAACUUCUGCAGAAAUCACCUGAGCCAGCUGCUGUCGGAGCACACGGCUGUGUGGGAGCCGACCGACACCACCGACUCCACCCCCCACCUGAAUGAUGACUUUUCACCUGAACCAGACAGCUGCAGCACUUCCUGUGUGGAAGCCCUGGACCUGGCCAGUAACUUCAGUAGGAAAUCAUCUGUUGUUGGUUCUGGAGAAACAAAAGCAUCAACAGCUUCUCCUGGAGAUCAGCAUACUGCCUGGGAGGAAGAACAAGAUGAAGAAAAAGAAAACACAGAUGAAGAGGAGGGAAGGCUACCGACACCGAGGCUGAAAACUAAGCCAGUUCAGAGGACUCAUCAUGAUCUCACCACACCUGCCACAGGGGGCGCUGUGCUAGUUGGAAAACUGAAGAGCACCGAUGAUUUUUCUCCAAACAAACAGCUGAUAUCUGGGACGACUGUUACCAUGACAACAGGAGCAGAGAGGAGCCCUCACAGGCUGACCAAACACAAAGAGGCAUGGUCAGAGAAUAAGGCUACAUACUCUAGUCCCUCCCCUAAACACGAACCAGCCUUUCACCCUCAGUCUAAACCAAUGAGGAUGAAGCAAGCAGCCCCACCCAUCCUGACCUCCUCCCCACAACAUGUCAUCCAGGGCACACUGAGACACCCGGACUUCCAGCACAACGGUGAACUGGGUUUGCGGUUCCUUCCUUUUUCAAGAGGAGGCUGUAGCGCUGACGAAGAUGAUUGUCUCUCAGUGCUGUCGUGGAAGUCAGCAGCUUCCUGCUCGGCAGCAUCCACCAUCUUGGAGCGUGCUCAGAAGAGACGGGAGAGCUUCUGGGGGAAAAGAUGACCUCACCUGUGUAGUUGUUGUUUGACCUCAUUUGUGUGAGAUUAUGUAUUGAGUGUAGUAUUAAGUAGAAUGAUUUAUUUUUGUAGGCGGUAUUUGAUUAAAAAUGUUUUGUUACGUCUGAAGGCACAAAUAAAAACUACAACAGGAAGUGAACUCUGCUUUGCUUUUUAAUGACACAUCUUGUUUGUUUGUUUUUGACCUGGACAUUCCUCCAGAGGUGCCCAAAACUUACUCCAUAGAAGCAUUUCUUUAGGUUUUGGAUUCCAGCAGUUUACAGUUAACAGGAAGAAACCUCCAGAAGAUCCUGGCUCAGUAUAAGCAGCCGUCCACCACGACUCACUUAAAUGUCUAGUUAAAUGCAUAAACCUUCACCUCGGUAUUAUAUUGUCUUUGGUUCUCAGGUUUUCAGUCCAUGCUGUUAUUGGUGUAUAUUUAAAUAAUAAGUAGGGAAACAUCCACACACAUUGGCCUAAGCCUGUCUGUCGAAGUAGUGAGAGAGAUGGUUUCAUAUUGUAUUAUAAUCAUAUCAUUAGCUGUAGUCUUAUCUACAUUAGUUUUAUUGUGUAAUUUCUCAUUUAGACCAAAAUAAAUCCUAAUCGGCUAGUCUGAUGGAUUUCUGGUUUCAGCUGCUUCUGCUGAGGGACGACUACUGCACACUGGAAGCAAAAGCAUCAUGGAACGGUUUACUCAUGACAAUCACUGCACUGCACAGCUUAUCUGCCGUGCUCCUCACUCGCCUCGCAAGAUCACUGGAGGGUUCAAAGAUUACAGUUUGUUUUUGCAAUGCGCCAUUACUCCAAAAAGAAAGAAAUCAUGUUUUGUAUCACUGUUUGAUGUCAUGUGUGAUGUGAUGUUCCUCUCCACCGCCAGGAUUAAAGCCAUGAAAACACACCGCUGCACUUCUGGAACAAUGCUGUGAGUAAAUAAGCCGUCAGGUCACACAUAAGCUUCAUAUAUAUGAAAUAGCAUCGCUGCAAUACUUUUAUUUUGAAAAUUACAGGGGAUUUUACACUGAAACCGUGUGUGAUUUCCUUUCUAGCCCUAUGUUAACUGCAGAAAUUGAUGCAUCCCAGAAGUGACUCACGGAAAAAACUAGAACCUGAACCUAUCUUUAUGUUGCUACAUGUAAACAUUUAUUUAAAGAUGGGUAACCUCCUGAGAUGUACCAUCUCGUUUUCAUGGGGGUCCUCCUCGUAUACGGAACAAAAAAGCGACAGAAGGUAGUCAAAAGCAUGUACAAUUAUUGAAAAAUAGAGAUAUGCUUAAAUAAACACAUUAAAUAUUCACCCAAAAAAAAGCAAU